Molecule: messenger RNA, 1872 nt
Organism: Melampsora larici-populina 98AG31
Lineage: Eukaryota; Fungi; Basidiomycota; Pucciniomycetes; Pucciniales; Melampsoraceae
Exons: 16
Coding region: 1-1872 (623 amino acids)
Biological process (GO): proteolysis
Cellular component (GO): cytosol
Molecular function (GO): epoxide hydrolase activity; zinc ion binding; metallopeptidase activity
Source: RefSeq, a predicted model, not a curated record
AUGAGUUAUAGUCCACCUCAGGACCCAGCAAGUUUUUCAAACUACAGAGAAAUCUCAAUCAUACAUGCUCACUUCGAUUGGACUAUAGAUUGGGAAAAGUUUACCAUAGAUGGUUCAGUGGCUCAUACCUUCAAAGCUCAUUCAGAAGUUAAAGAAAUCAUUUUAGAUACUUCUUAUCUUAUCAUACAUCAAGUUUCAAUCUUGAAUCCUCGUCUCACCGAUCAAACUAUCUUAAAAACACAUUUGGGCGACCGUCAUGAAGUACUUGGGUCCCCAUUGACCAUUGAACUUCCAAAUACAUUGGCGGCAGGAGACCAAAUUACGUUGCAAAUCAAAUAUACCACUACCGAUCAAUGUACUGCAAUAGGAUGGCUUGAUCCUGCUCAAACAGCAUCAGGCCAGCAUCCAUUCCUCUAUUCACAAUGUCAAGCAAUCCAUGCGCGUUCAUUGGUCCCAAUCCAAGAUACUCCAAGUGUUAAAUUUACAUACACAGCUCUGGCUCACUCAUAUCUACCUGUCCUGUUUUCCGGAUUGAACUCCAGUGAAACCAAUCAAGCUGUUUCGAUUGAUAAAAACGUCGUAAGAGAAUGGCGAGCUGAACAACCUGUAAAAAUACCGAGCUACCUUGUUGCUAUCUCAGCUGGUCAACUCGUCUUCCGGUCCAUGGGCAAGCGAACAGGUGUAUGGGCUGACCCAGCUACGAUUGACGCAGCGUACGAUGAGUUUGCGACCUCAACUGAAGGUUUUGUGGCUGCGGCCGAAAAGAUUAUUGGAGUUGAUUAUGACUGGGGUCGAUUCGAUGUGCUCGUCUUACCUCCAUCAUUCCCGUAUGGUGGAAUGGAAAACAGCAACUUGACUUUUCUGACUCCGAGCUUGUUGACGGGGGAUAAAAGUUUGGUGGAUGUAGUUGCACAUGAAAUAUCACAUUCCUGGUUUGGUAACAAUGUUGGUUGUGCAAAUUGGGGCUCAUUCUGGCUGAACGAAGGCUUCACUACUUAUCUCGAAAGGUUGAUCCUACGGGAGUUACACGGUGACCCAGAACGAUCGUUUAGUUAUAUCAUUGGUAAGAAAGCCUUGAAUGACGCUUUGAGAGAAUUUAAGGAUCAGCCUAGGUUUCAACAGCUAGAGAUAGAGUAUGAGUUUGGGGAAGAUCCGGAUUUAGCAUUCAGCACGGUACCUUAUGAUAAGGGUGCCAAUUUUUUGCUCUAUCUUGAACAAGUCGUGGGUGGAUUGAAAGUGUUUCUACCAUAUGUGGGAGCAUAUGUGCGAGCAUUCAAAGGCAAAUCAUUAGACACGAAGAUGUGGAAGGCUCACUUAUUGGGGUAUUUCUCUGAGAAUGACCCUGUAGCACUUGCGAAGCUGGAAUCGGUGGACUGGGAAGCUUGGUUACAUGGACAAGGAUUAGAAUUACCGGUUGAAUUGAAAUAUGAUACCUCCUUGGCUGACGCGGCCUAUGCAUUGGCAGCGCGAUGGCAGGAAGCCUGCGAUGCUCCAGAGAAAAGACUCUUUGAGCGAUCAGAUAUCGCGCAGUUUAGUUCUAAUCAGAUUGUGGUAUUCCUUGAGAAGCUGGAUAGUGAUCAAACCUUACCCAAAGAGUUGAUAGAAUUGAUGGAAAAAGUCUACGGGUUUGAUUCAUCAACUAAUCAAGAAAUCAGGUUAAGAUGGUAUUCAAAUGCUCUUAAGGCUGGUUUGUUUACACAACAAGCUAGUAAAUGGGUAUCGGAUAAAGGCAGGAUGAAAUUUGCCAGACCGACUUAUCGAGCUUUGUAUAAAGUGGAUUCUGAAUUAGCUCAAAAGACUUUUAAGGCCAACGAAAAUUUUUAUCAUCCAAUCUGUCGUGCAAUGUUGGCCAAAGAUUUAGGAUUGGCUUGA